AUGUUGGAGAAAACUAUUCUGGUCACCGGUUUCGGCCCGUUCCGCGAUCACGACAUCAACGCGAGCUGGCAAGCCGUUCAACUGCUAGAUGCGUCCGAUUUUGCUGGCUACAAACUGGUGAAACACGAGGUUCCAGUGACUUACGAUUAUAUUGAUAAGAAUAUCGCGCGACUGUGGGAAGAACACAAACCGAUCUUUGUUUUGCACGUUGGUCUCGCUGAAGGAGUUAACGUUGUGAGAUUGGAGUCACUUGCACGCCGGAAAUUCUAUCAGAAAGCAGACGCUUCCGGUGCACUCCACCCAACUGAGGAAGUUUGUCCAGCAGAUAAAGGACCAUUGGUGCAUAUUCCACAAAUUGAUGUUGGGCGUAUUGUUGGGGAACUCGACAGUGAUCAGUUACGAUUUAUUGAAUCAACUGAGGCGGGGUUGUAUCUAUGCGAGUAUAUUUUUUAUACUUCGAUGAAUAUCGAUAACAGUCGGAUUCUUUUCACGCAUGUACCGAAUGUUGAUGAACCGUAUUCUGUUGAGGAGUUGGCGCGUGGUCUUACUAUGAUUAUUCAUUCCGCGUUGCAACAAUUGGAAGAAAAUGAAAACAAUAACGAUAAGUAAAAAAAAAAACUAAACUGUCAGUAGUUCCUAAGUUGUCCGCUAGUCGCAACUAUCUAAAUUCCGCGUCUAUUCGCCAUUAUUAAACCAUUUCAAUGUUUGUUUCUUAUAAAUAAGUUUUAAACAUUCUGAUUUAAUUCUAUGCUAGAACUCUUGCUGCCAUCUUACAAUAAAAUUGUACAACUGCGUUGUAAACAAAAGCAUAA
Messenger RNA from Dalotia coriaria, 812 nucleotides. RefSeq names its product pyroglutamyl-peptidase 1-like. Gene Ontology annotation, molecular function: pyroglutamyl-peptidase activity. The record is from RefSeq and is a predicted model, not a curated record. Gene Ontology annotation, cellular component: cytosol. Lineage: Eukaryota; Metazoa; Arthropoda; Insecta; Coleoptera; Staphylinidae. The transcript is spliced from 2 exons. Gene Ontology annotation, biological process: proteolysis. Bases 1 to 609 code for a protein of 202 amino acids.